Biomphalaria glabrata is the source of this 2275-nucleotide messenger RNA. RefSeq lists its product as uncharacterized. The record is from RefSeq and is a predicted model, not a curated record. NCBI's taxonomy places the organism in Eukaryota, Metazoa, Mollusca, Gastropoda, Planorbidae. The transcript is spliced from 4 exons. The coding region runs from base 36 to 539 and encodes 167 amino acids.
UGGCAACAAACCCAUGACAACCCAAAAGUUUUAAAAUGGCAGCUAAUCAUCUUACUGCCAGGGAAGUUUACAGAUUGCAAAAUGCACACGAAUUUAGAAAGCUUGAAAAGCAAAUAAAUCCUGAUGUCGAAACAGUUUGGAUUAUUAAGAAAUACGACCCAAACGAUGAGCGAACCAUCGCACCAGUUCCUCGAUAUAAGUUAGUGACACCAAGACAUGAGCCUGUCUUCAUUGAAAGACAUUGGAUUCCCAAAAGUGAAACACCAUUUACAGUCUUUAGAGAGCGCACAUACUCAGAUCCAAAGAUUUUCCAUUUAUCUCAUCCAGCAACAAGAAGCCAAGAGUGGUCUACCCUGAGACAAAUGCUGCCAACAUUUAAUAGUGUCAGUCGAGUAGAACAGCAAAAUUGGGGAGUUUCUUCUAGUGGCAUAGCAACACCAGUUAUCAAAAUGCCAGAGAGAAUGCCCCAUAUCAACAGUUGCUUUACAAAAUAUGUAGAUGUCAUGUGCCAGGGACACAGAGGAUUCAAGCUCUAUUAAGUUAAUUAAACAACAUCCGCCAAUAUUCAUGGACUAGAACGGUUGAUUAGAAAAGGUUGUUUCAACUUCUACUGAAAGAAAAUGCCAUCUUGAUAGCCACUAGUACCAUCAAAUGUAUUAAAUAAUGUAUUAACUUUUUACAAAGCUUAUUUCAACUCACUGUGUCUGCCUGAUAAAAAGUUUGUACACAUUAUUUCUCCCACACCCAAUCUCGGAUCAAGCUGAAAUUUUGCACAAUUAUUUCUUUUACCAGACAACACAAGAAUCAAUAAAAACAAAAUUAGCCAAUUAACUAUCAGUAAUAAAUUAUUACAAGGGAAAUAAACAAACAAGGGAAAGAAUUUUUACUUGACUGAAGUGGUGGUAAAAGCUGAAUUAGUCCUCUUUGUAGGUCAUCAUCAGAGUCUUAGUGAACACAACAUGAAAAAUAGGACGAGACUAUAAAAACAAUAGAUAACUCUAAAAUAUUCCAUGUUCAUAGGCUCUCCACUAGCACUGUAGUUACUGUGUUGGCUUGGAAAGCCUGAAAAGGUUUGAGUCAUGAGUUUGAAUUCAGUUUGUUUCCCCCUUUUUUUUAAAUGUUUAUAAAUGCUUUUAUAUUGUUAGCCUAGAUCUAUUACAAAUUUAAUUACAUCACUGAUCCAAACUAAUUGAUACAACCAUGCUUAAUAUAAGCUUUGUUUUUUUUUAAAGUAUUCAAAUUGUGAAACAUUGUUGUUUCUUGUACUUUCUAGACAUCCUCAUUAAUUAAUCAUUAGAAAUAUUUAUGGUAUUCUAAAUUAACAUAAUUUUAAAUAUAUCUAUCUAAAUUUAUCUAUCUGUAAUUUUGCUGGUCUUUACCUCAAGUGUAAAAUAUUCCCAAAUGAAAAGAAGAAAGGAACAUAAAAAAAGAAAUUUCUUACUAUUAAUAUAUCUCCCUUGCCUUAAAACUAAAAUUCUCUUAAUAAACUAUCUGCAAAACAAUUUACAAGUUACAUCUAUUUGUUUAGAGAGUUUUGUAAGUAUUUUUAUUGAUGCCAACUAUGAGAGUAGUGAAAAAGAUACAAAUUGUCACAGUCAUUUAAAUAAACACAUGUAAUCAACGGAUUCAGUGCUUAAAUAGUUUUGGCCUAAUUGUACAUGCUUAUAUAUUGAGGUAUUUUAUUUUUUCAAUAUUGUUGCUUUUUUCAACAAGAGUCGGCUCAUUUCAUUUUAUAGUAUUAUAUUAAAAUGGCAUAAUUGUGACUAGAUUUGAACAAUGGUAAACUGUUUUAAAACCAAAUUUGUUGGAAGUCAAUUUAAAUCAUAUGAAUCUCAUUUCAUUUUGUUCCAUUCAAAUACCAAAAUCAGUAUUAAUAUUAAAUCAACUUUGCUUUUAAAAAUGCACAUAUAACUUUUUUCAAUGUUUAUGAAUCAAUGAAGCAGUAUUACCUUAUUUCACUUGUUAUAUAUGUCUAUUUCACUUGUUAUCUCUUUGUUUCACCUGUAACUGCUUUUUCACAUUUAUCUUUUUGUUACUCAUUGAGUUAUAAACUACAGCUAUAUCAAACUUCAUAUUUUCACUCUUUAAAUGAGGAGAUCCACAUCGCUAUGGGUGUUAGUAAUCCAUCUCCUAGGAUGAACUUGACCAAAAACUAAGUACACUGGUCAGUGUUUUAAAUUAGAAAUUUUACUACAUAUUUAAACUUAUAUCUGUUUUAAUUAGAAUAUUUAUACAUUUUUUAAAACUUGGCAAUAAAAUAUUAAAUGCCACUUUU